Sorghum bicolor (sorghum) is the source of this 1730-nucleotide messenger RNA. RefSeq names its product putative PAP-specific phosphatase, mitochondrial. The record is from RefSeq and is a predicted model, not a curated record. The coding region runs from base 161 to 1480 and encodes 439 amino acids. The transcript has 9 exons. Gene Ontology annotation, biological process: sulfate assimilation. Lineage: Eukaryota; Viridiplantae; Streptophyta; Magnoliopsida; Poales; Poaceae. Gene Ontology annotation, molecular function: 3'(2'),5'-bisphosphate nucleotidase activity.
GACGCCCAGCAUCUGAGCAUCAAGCAAAUCAUUUAUAUCUGCCAAAGCAGUUAUUUCUACGACAGAAUCCCCCAUUUGGUUUUUGCUCCAUCAUCCGGCAACAUCACAUCACACAAACUGUGCUAUACGUUUAGCAUUUGAUAGAAUUCAGACGAUCGACAUGCCGCUCGCCCUCCAGCUGCGGCUUCCACUGCCACGUGUCCUCGUCGUCCAGCGGUGCAGGUGCAGGCUGCCCCCCUCACGCCUCUCUGUAAGGGCAGAAGCGGCGGCCGGGGUGGCAGUGGCGGCAGCGGCGGCGCCAUCGUCAGUCGUUCAUGAUGAACUGUGCAUGCUACCCUUCUCGCCGGAGCUCGCUUCCCACCACCGUGAGCUCGCCGCUGCUGUCGCCUCCGUCGAGCGAGCCUGCCGCCUAUGUGUCGAUGUGAAGGCAUCGCUGCUUUCAGGUGACAGGAAGUUUCUUGAAAAGAAUGACGAAACUCCUGUAACAAUUGCUGAUUUUGGUGUUCAGGCCCUUAUUAGCUUUGAGCUACAGCAAUUGUUUCCAUCAAUACCUCUGGUGGCAGAAGAGGACUCGGCAUGCCUACGGUCGUUGAAUGCUGAUGAAAGCAAUAGUAAUGAACUUGUUGAGUCAAUUUCAAGUUUUGUUGCAGAAAGAGUCAGUAACAGUGGUUCACCAUUAAGUCAUGCUGAUGUGUUGAGCGCAAUUGAUAGAGGAGGCAAGGAUGCUGUCUCCUUCGAUCCAAAUCCCGCUACUUAUUGGGUGCUUGACCCGAUCGAUGGUACUAAGAGUUUCUUGAAAGGAGCAGAUGAUUCCCUGUAUGUGGUGGGCUUGGCUCUUGUGGUGGAUGGAAAGUUAGCAGUAGGAGUCAUGGGAUGUCCGAAUUGGACUGAUGGCAUCACAGACAAAAACAAUGAUGAAUCCCUUGCAGCCCCUCCUGGUCGUGGUAUCCUUAUGGUGUCUCAUGUAGGCUGUGGCACUUGGUCUAGGCCCUUGUCUUCUGAGAUUGACCAGUUCACUACAGCACUGGAUGCUUGGAAGAGAUGCUUUGUUGAUCCCUGUUCAAUUGCACACAUGGCACGCUACUGCAUUGUUGAUAGCCAUACAUGGGAUAUGAUGCCACUGUCUCUCUACUUCAAUUCAACAAUGGAUCAAUCUGAUCCCAGAGAUGAGAAUAGAAUUCUUCUCCAAAAUUCUUGUGGUGGCAGCUUGUCCAAGUAUCUCAUGGUGGCCUCCGGGAGAAUGUCAGUUUUUAUCCUCCUAGCACGAGCCGAAAAACAAAUCAAGGCUUGGGACCAUGCAGUUGGGGUAAUUUGUGUUCAGGAAGCUGGAGGGCAGACAUGUGACUGGAGAGGGGAACCUUUGGAUUUUGCUGCUGACCAGACAGGGCGCAGAAUCAUCUACCCUUGGGGUGGUGUUCUGGCUACAAACUGUGCUCUUCAUGACGAGCUUGUAGAAAUGAUCACAGCAACUUAUAAUUAGCAGUGUCGCAUUGCUUUGGACCCAAACACAGUUAUGAUUUUUUACUAAAAUUUUAGCUAGGUGAUACCGCUAGACCAUCAGAUUGUAUUCCUUCUCCCCGUUGAAAGAAAAAACCACAAACAUGUCUGAUUAUUACUUCCAGUGUCAUUACGAAAAAGAUAUAUACAUGAUGGAAACUGAUGCUGUCCCUGAAUGGUGCCUCAACAGCUUCAGAGACACUGCUUUGAAUGAAGUCUACUUUUUGCGCUUU